UCCCCCCUCAGCACGGCGCCUGCGCGCCGCCGUGAGGGAGCCGCCAUGCCGGAGGGGAAAGCCGUGUUCCGGGAGGUGCUGCCCAAGCAAGGGCAGCUGUCUGUGGAGGACGCCGCCGCCAUGGUGCUGUGCAAGCCCAAGGUGCUGCCCCUCAAGUCGGUGUCGCUGGAGAAGCUGGAGGAGCUGCGGCGGGCGGCGCUGGAGGCGGCGCGGCCGCCUGAGGGGACACCCCCGGCCCGGCCCUAGCCCGGCCCCGCGGAGGAUUCUGCUGACACCACAGGAACACAGAGAUCAAGUAUCUGUGUACCGAAGGGAGAGCGACAAACUCCUGUCCCAGCCCAGAGUUAGUGGUGCCACAGCACAAGAUUUAACUUUCAGCACCUUUCCCUGCGAGUGGCACUCCAGUCCCUGCAGCACCCUGCCUGCUCUCCCUCUGUCUUACUGACUGCAUGACCAGACAGAUGAUACAGAUGAGAAAAAAGGCAUUUUCAGAAUACUUGUGAGUGAAAAUAUUCCCUAAGGGCAAAAAAAAAAAAGAGUAACAUAGCAACUGCCUCGUGCAUAACGUGGUCCUGCAGAGCUCCAGCACAACCAGAUCCCCCUGCUGUCAUUCAGCUCCCCGCUCCUCACAGUCUGCACAAGUAACAUUCAGAACAACACUACAGGUCACAGAAAUCUGAGCAAAGUUUUCCAACUAAUGCUUUUUGGAGAGAAGCCUUCCAUGAUCAAGAACUACAGCAGAAGUCCAAAAGCCUAUCCUUUCAUCCCAUCAGUCUCCUUUUCAAGCUUAGAAAAGCUAUGGAUGCAGAACUUAGAUGGAAUAUUAAUUCCUCAUUAAACUUACUUUUAUACACUCAUUAACUUCCUCUGUAAUAGUGAUCUCUGCUCAUGUAAAGUAUCAAUUUGCAGGGAAAAAAAUCUGAUACUAGAAGAAAAUUUUGAUAUUCCCACAUACCAUCCUCUCAGCAGCUAUGGCUACAACAAACAGCCUCUGCUCAAAGGCCACCACCAUCGAUCUGCUUGUGUUAUAUAGAAUUUACUUAUGAUCUCACAGCUGUAUUGAUCUCAGACCCUUUAGUAAUCUGUGUUUGUAAUCAGUAUUUCCUAUCCUCAGUGAUCUAAUGUUAUAAUGCACUCUUUGCCCAAUGAGCUUGACUUUAUUUCCCCCCGCCAGUAAUAUGGCUGUAAGGUACAAUCUUCCAUGACAUACCCUAAAUAAAGACAUGCAACCAAAA
Calidris pugnax (ruff) is the source of this 1235-nucleotide messenger RNA. RefSeq names its product BBSome interacting protein 1 (gene BBIP1). Gene Ontology annotation, cellular component: BBSome. Bases 46 to 246 code for a protein of 66 amino acids. Gene Ontology annotation, biological process: cilium assembly; receptor localization to non-motile cilium. The record is from RefSeq and is a predicted model, not a curated record. The transcript has 3 exons. NCBI's taxonomy places the organism in Eukaryota, Metazoa, Chordata, Aves, Charadriiformes, Scolopacidae.